AUGUCGUAUAUUUCUCGCCUUGUCACGGGCGGUUCUCCGGUGUUAUGGUGUUGGCAUGGUGGCUGCUGCUUGCUGCGGGGCGUUUCUUUCGACUUGCUUCCCUUAACUGCAGCCAACCACUUAAGCUUCCCGUCUUCCUGCUGCGACGGCGGCAGGUGUUUUUGCUGGCUCUUGUGUCUUUCGCGGCUGCCGGUGCGCUGUUGGCUUUCGCUGCACUCGUUUUUCUCCCUGCUCGGCAGCUGUGGAAAGUCCGAUGACGUCAUUGGUGGUCUUGUCUUCUGGAGCUGUUGCUGUUCGCGUUCCUCUCGGCGCUCCCAUUGUCUUUUCGUGACGACGAAGGGGACCUUGAACUUGUUCUUGCAAAUUCUAUCUGCCGUCGGAUGCGCUCCUCCACAUAGCUUGCAACUUGGCUUGCAUGCCUUCUCGUGGUCCGCGUCGGGGUUGGCCUCCCCGCACGCGAAGCAUACUCUGGUCUCCGGGGUUGGACAUACGUCGAUGCGGUGUCCGACUUUUCCGCAACAUCUACACACUUCAUGAUGUUUCCUGUAAAGCCCGCACUUGAGCAGUGCCGCUCGGUAUAUUACGUACCGGGGCACUCUCUGUCCUUCAAAGAGGACGAUGACCGCUGUAGAAUUUCCAAUCCUGUGCGCCUCUAGCGCCGUUGGGUUAUACUUUGUCACGACCGCCUCAUUUAUGUCUUCGGGCGAGUCGUCAAUUGCGAUACCUCUGAUGAUUCCCUUCGCCGUCCCUUCGGGCGCGGUUCGGUAGGCGGAAACCUCAAAUUC
Molecule: messenger RNA, 785 nt
Organism: Ixodes scapularis (black-legged tick)
Lineage: Eukaryota; Metazoa; Arthropoda; Arachnida; Ixodida; Ixodidae
Exons: 1
Coding region: 1-537 (178 amino acids)
Source: RefSeq, a predicted model, not a curated record